This is a messenger RNA of Populus trichocarpa (black cottonwood), 1911 nucleotides long. RefSeq names its product tRNA (cytosine(38)-C(5))-methyltransferase 2. The transcript is spliced from 10 exons. NCBI's taxonomy places the organism in Eukaryota, Viridiplantae, Streptophyta, Magnoliopsida, Malpighiales, Salicaceae. The record is from RefSeq and is a predicted model, not a curated record. Gene Ontology annotation, molecular function: methyltransferase activity. Bases 107 to 1273 code for a protein of 388 amino acids.
GAAACUCUCGCAAAAUGCACUUUUCAGCCUCCUUAAAACCCCAAAACCCAUUCUGGAUUUCUAACUCAAAACGUCAACUUGAAUCAUAGAAAGAAAGAAAGAAUCAAUGGAGGAGAAGAAGGGUCUUCUACCCAAAAAAGAAGAAGAGCCAUGGCGAGUCCUGGAAUUCUACAGUGGUAUUGGUGGCAUGAGAUAUUCACUUAUGAAGGCUGGUGUCAAUGCAAAAGUAGUGGAAGCUUUUGACAUAAAUGACAAAGCUAAUGAUGUUUAUGAAUACAAUUUUGGCCACCGUCCUUAUCAGGGUAAUAUUGAGACUCUGACGGCUGCUGAUCUUGAUAACUAUGGGGCACACACGUGGCUUCUUUCACCACCUUGUCAACCCUACACUCGACAAGGUCUUCAAAAGCAAUCUGGUGAUGCUCGAGCGUUUUCUUUUCUCAAGAUUCUUGAACUUAUUCCUCAUACUAAGCAACCUCCAAAUAUGUUGUUUGUGGAAAAUGUUGUUGGAUUUGAGACUUCAGAUACACGUGCAAAAAUGAUAGAGAUAUUAGCAAGUUCUGAAUAUAUUACACAAGAGUUUAUAUUGAGCCCACUGCAGUUUGGUGUGCCUUAUUCCAGGCCACGUUAUUUUUGCUUGGCAAAAAGAAAGCCUUUAUCAUUUCACCACGAAGUCUGCAAUAACAAAUUGCUUUGGUCUCCCAGUCCAUUGUUCGAGCAUAAUGAAAAUAAUGUAACAGAUGGAUGGGACCAACCACCAGUGAAUUGGGAUACUUUGAUCCAUUCUUGUGAGCCAGUUGAGAGGUUUCUUGAGUUCAAGAGCUCCAGCAACCGAGUAACUGGAGGAACUGGAACUGAUGUUUCAGCGGAUUGUUCUGGAGCUUUGGAGAACAUCGAUGAAAGAAAUCUUAAUACAAUGUCCCAGUAUAUUGUUCCAUUAAGCUUGAUUGAGAGGUGGGAAAGUGCAAUGGACAUUGUCUAUCCGGAUUCGAAGCGAUGCUGUUGUUUUACUAAGAGUUAUUAUAGAUACGUGAAAGGCACUGGAUCCCUCUUGGCUACUAUCCAGCCAAACAUCAAGGGAAAAGAAUCUUCGUUGAAGAAGCAAGGGCUUAGAUAUUUUACCCCUAGGGAAGUCGCUAAUUUGCAUUCGUUCCCUGAUGAUUUUCAGUUCCCAGAGGCAAUAAGCCUUAGACAAUGUUAUGCAUUAUUGGGAAACAGUUUAAGCGUAGCAGUGGUUGCGCCCUUACUCCGCUAUCUAUUUUCUCAACAAUCAUGAUUUUUCAAUCCAAGAGUCCUAUCUACCGAUUCAUGGCUUUCUCUUUCAAUUUCUGUACCACCCCUAAUUUUCCUUGCAAGGGGUCCUAAGUUUUGUUCCCACAUUUUUGGUCAGCACGGGGGUAAUGAGUUAAAGAGCUUACUUAUGAAUGUGGAUGUCUUGAGUUUUCAAUGCUGAAAUCAAGCAUUCUGGUGGAGAUGGAAUUCAAGGGGCACUCCAAGCAUAUCCAAUUUUUUUCCCUUCUCUUACUGACCAUGAAUCUGGAGCUGAAACAGGCUGCUUAGUGCCGAGUGUUGUAUCAAUUUUUACAAACACCAUGCAAGGAGAAGAAGCAUGGAAGGAGCUCUUUCAAUAAAUAGAAAUAUUUGUAUGAUCUCUGCAGGCGACGAAGUGUCUUCCCCUUCCAAGUUAUUGCUGCUAAUCUAUUAAUUAGAUCACAUUGCAUGUACCUUAGUGCCUAAUGUCUGAGAUUGCUUGGUUAUUUGCUUCAAGUAGCGUGUGGGUUUAUGGCUUUGCCUAGCAUUCACCUCUUCUUUCCCAGUUUUUAAGAGUGGUUGUAUGAUUAACCUGCCUCUUAUUUGUGAGACUAGUGGUUUAGAAAUUAAAAACAAAAAAAGAAAAAGAAUUGCAACUUUGAA